CUAACUCUUACCAUAGACAAACCACCUUCUAUUACCAAUACAAGUACUGAUGAUGAAAAGACUAUAUUCAAGGCUUGGGAGAAGUCUGAUAGAUUGAGCAUUAUGUUUUUACGUAUGAUAAUCGCUUGCAACAUCAAAACCUCCCUGCCCGUUCCAACAACUGCUAACAAAUAUUUAAAAUCAAUAGAAGAACGAUUUAAGAAUGCAAACAUAUCCCUUGCAGAGAAACUUAUGGUAGAUCUUAAAACUAUGAAUUUGAUGGCACAUGCUCGAUGCAUGAUCAUUGUAUUGAGAUGA
This is a messenger RNA of Linum tenue, 297 nucleotides long. NCBI's taxonomy places the organism in Eukaryota, Viridiplantae, Streptophyta, Magnoliopsida, Malpighiales, Linaceae. The record is from the annotation of a GenBank genome assembly.